Messenger RNA from Cryphonectria parasitica EP155, 1143 nucleotides. Its product is annotated as TauD-domain-containing protein. Gene Ontology annotation, cellular component: cytoplasm. The record is from RefSeq and is a predicted model, not a curated record. Bases 1 to 1143 code for a protein of 380 amino acids. Lineage: Eukaryota; Fungi; Ascomycota; Sordariomycetes; Diaporthales; Cryphonectriaceae. Gene Ontology annotation, molecular function: 2-oxoglutarate-dependent dioxygenase activity. The transcript is spliced from 3 exons.
AUGGCUCCGUCUGCCACCCAGACCAUCUCCACCCAGGCCGAGGCUCCCGUCCUCAGGCUGCACUCGACGCAGGCUGGCACAGCAGACUACAAGCAGCUGCAACCGCACGGUUUCGACAGGGAGGCCGAGGAGGGAAAGAAAGAGGGUGUUGAGGGUGCCAAGUAUGCCAACUACUUGCCAACGUGGAACCCCGAACAGAGGUAUCCGCCCUUGACACCCUUCGAGCACACCGAGCACGGCAAGGACGCAGACACGUCCUUCAAGGAUCUCCUGGCCCCUGGGUCACAGGUGGUCGACCUCACCCCCACCAUCGGCUCCGAGGUUCGUGGCGUGCAGCUGAGCAAGCUUUCGGACGCGGGCAAGGACCAGCUGGCCAGGUACGUGGCAGAGCGCAAGGUGGUAGCCUUCCGUGCGCAGGAUUUUGCGGAUCUCCCCAUCAAGGAUGCGCUGGAGUGGGGCGGGUAUUUCGGACGGCACCAUAUCCACCCGACAUCAGGCUCGCCUGAAGGCCAUCCGGAGGUUCACCUUGUGCAUCGGUCCGCCGGUGACACCUCGGCCCAGGACUUCUUCACGACCAGGACAAGUUCUGUCGCCUGGCACUCGGAUGUGUCGUAUGAGGCCCAGCCCCCGGGAACCACAUUUCUGUAUGUCCUGAACAAGCCCGAGACGGGUGGCGACACCCUGUUCGUCGAUGCUGUUGAGGCAUACAACAGGCUCAGCCCGCUGUUCCAGGAGAGGCUGCAUGGCCUGAAGGCGGUGCACAGCGGCAUCGAACAGGUCAACGCUGCCAAGGCAAGGGGCAGCAUCGUCAGGCGAGAACCCGUCUAUAACUCCCACCCGAUUGUGCGGACCCAUCCCGCCACAGGCCAGAAGGCCAUCUAUGUGAACCCACAAUUCACUCGUGAAAUUGUGGGUAUGAAGAAGGAAGAAAGUGAUGUUCUGCUGAAGUUCUUGUAUGACCACCUGGCGUACGGGGCUGACUUCCAAGCCCGCGUCAAGUGGGAGGAGGGAACCGUCGUCGUUUGGGACAAUCGUGUCACCCAGCACUCAGCGCUGGUGGACUGGAAGGAUGGCCAAAGGAGGCACCUUGCGAGGAUUACACCUCAGGCGGAGCGCCCUUUCGAAACGCCUUUCAAGGCUUGA